This is a messenger RNA of Odobenus rosmarus divergens (Pacific walrus), 658 nucleotides long. RefSeq names its product ADP-ribosylation factor-like 16 (gene ARL16). The record is from RefSeq and is a predicted model, not a curated record. NCBI's taxonomy places the organism in Eukaryota, Metazoa, Chordata, Mammalia, Carnivora, Odobenidae. Bases 16 to 537 code for a protein of 173 amino acids. Gene Ontology annotation, molecular function: GTP binding; GTPase activity. The transcript has 5 exons.
GAGUCAGGAGCCGUGAUGUGUCUCCUGCUGGGGGCCUCGGGCGUCGGGAAGACGCUGUUGGUGAAAAGAUUGCUGAAGCUGAGCUCUGGGGAUGGGAAAGGCGAUCUGGGCGAUCCUCCCCCGACGCGGCCCACGGUGGGCACUGACCUUACUGACAUUGUGGUCCCAAGAAAGAUUACCAUCCGGGAGCUGGGGGGGUGCAUGGGCCCCAUCUGGCCCAGCUACUAUGGAAAUUGCCGUUCUCUCCUGUUCAUGAUGGAUGCGGCUAACCCCACUCAGCUGUCUGCCUCCUGCGUGCAACUCCUGGGUCUCCUUUCUGCGGAAGGACUAGCAGAAGCGUCGGUCUUGAUACUCUUUAAUAAAAUUGAUGUGCCCUGUUACAUGACCGUGGAGGAGAUGAAGUCCUUGAUCAGACUCCCAGACAUCAUUGCCUGUGCCAAGCAGAGCAUCAGCACAGUGGCAGUCAGCGCUCACAAGGGCACCGGCCUGGCGGAGGUGCUGCACUGGCUCCAGGACACCCAGGGGACUGACAGCUGACAGCUGACCCACAGGAGGAGACCGUGACGGGCCAGCUCUGUGGAGGGGCCAGAGAGCCGCCCUGCUUGGCCUGCAGAGAUCUGUUCUCAUCAGGGACAGGAUGACCCAGCACAAGCCUAGG